Messenger RNA from Megalobrama amblycephala (Wuchang bream), 5617 nucleotides. RefSeq names its product transient receptor potential cation channel, subfamily N, member 1 (gene trpn1). Gene Ontology annotation, cellular component: glycosylphosphatidylinositol-N-acetylglucosaminyltransferase (GPI-GnT) complex; membrane. Gene Ontology annotation, molecular function: protein binding; calcium channel activity. Lineage: Eukaryota; Metazoa; Chordata; Actinopteri; Cypriniformes; Xenocyprididae. Gene Ontology annotation, biological process: GPI anchor biosynthetic process; calcium ion transmembrane transport. The record is from RefSeq and is a predicted model, not a curated record. The transcript has 30 exons. Bases 488 to 5329 code for a protein of 1613 amino acids.
ACUAAAUUAAAUUAAAAUUAAUUAAAUUAAAUUAAUAAAGUAAUUCGAUUGGUCAGUGACACGUCACGUGGUGUCGAUCGCGACGUCUGUUCCGUUGAAAACCGUUUAUUGCGUAAAAUACGUUUUUUGACAAAUUUACCAUACUUCACAAAACAAACUUGCUAUGUGGUUAAUUAAAAGUACUUUUCCGCGCUAAUGCACCUGAUUUCACCUUAAAAUAGAGAUUAACUAAUCGUAUUUUAUCAUUAUCCAAGUGGACGUUGGUUUUGAGGGUAACAGGAGGAACUGAAGGCGGAGUUUGCAAACUUUAACCCACCGCAGACAGUCGGAGGAAUGUUCGCUUUAUACCUCCUACCAAGAGGGAGGAACCGUUAGAUCCGCACCUGCACGCGCACUACACAUCUGUCUUCAUUGAAUCCUUUAAAUGGACAUGCUUUUCUUAUGCUGUUUACAGACCCGUCCGGUUUAAGUGACUGAGUGCUCUUCAAUGAUGUCAGACAGCUCUUGUGUCUCCGGGGCCCCUCAGCGCCUGAUGCCUCUGGCCCUCAGAGGAGAAUGGAUGGCACUGGAACAGAAACUCAAGACUUUAGAAAAGGGAGAUCCGGACAUCUUCCAGUUCGACGAGGAGUCUGGCUUGAGCCUGCUGAUGGUCGCGGUGCAAGAGAGCCGUCUGUCUGUCCUUGACAGGCUGCUGGAACUGGGGGUCAAUCCAAGUGACAAAACAAAGGAUGGCAGAUCAGCGUUACACGUCGCUGCAGCUCACUCCAAAGACGAGAUCGUCAAACUACUGGCAAGAAAAACUGAUCCCAAUUUACCAGCAGGGCCCAGUCAUCAGUUGCCCCUGCAUUACGCAGCGUCUCGAGCGACCGGAGGACUCGGAGUCGUGCAAACGCUGCUCAAGUUCAGCAGCAAAGAUGCUCGUCUAACGCCAGACAAGGAUGGCUGCCUUCCACUGCUGCUGGCUGUCGAAGCCGGGAAUAUUGGGAUUGUGCGGGAACUCCUCUCCGGCCAAUCAGAGCCUCAGCUCAGAGCUGUGAAGACAGUGAACGGAGACACUGCGCUUCACAUCUGCUGCAGACGGAAAGAUGUAGAGAUGGCCAAAGUCCUGGUGGAGUUUGGUGCGAAUCCUGACUCUCAGAAUAAUGAGUGGCAGACUCCUCUGCACAUCGCCGCUCUGGAAGGAGACGAGAACAUGCUGAAGUUUUUAUACCUCUGCAAGGCCAGUCCUAACAUCUUAGACAAGAUGGACAGAUCUCCUCUACACAUCGCUGCAGAGCAGGGACACACCAAUGUCGUCGAGAUCCUCACCGAGAAAUUCAAGUCAUGUGUGUUAGCAAGAACGAAGGACGGCAACACACUUUUGCAUAUUGCGUCCCAAUGUGGUCACCCUGCGACUGCUCUCAUGCUCCUGAGGAAAGGUGUCCCGUUGUACAUGCCAAACAAGUCAGGAGCGGUUUGUCUUCACGCCGCGGCUAAGAGAGGCCACACAGCUGUGGUGAAGGCUCUGCUCCAGAAGGGGGCGCAUGUAGACGCCACCGCUAAAGACGGACAGACAGCUCUUCACAUCGCAGUGGAGAACUGCAAGCCGCAGGUGGUGCAGAUGUUACUGGGAUUCGGGGCACAUGUGCAGCUCAAAGGAGGAAAGGCACAGGAAACCCCUCUGCACAUCGCAGCGAGAGUGAAGGACGGUGUAAGGGUGGCUGAGAUGCUUCUGAAGAGCGGCGCGGAUGUGAACGCAGAGCAGGAGAACGGAGAGACCGCUAUGCAUGUAGCCGCGCGUCACGGCGCUCUGCAAAUGAUACAAGCGCUGAUCCAGGAGGGCGGAGACGUCACCUGGAAAUCAAAGUUUGAUGAAAACUCUCUCCAUGUUGCGGUGCGUCAAUGUCACGCUCAUGUAGUGAAGGAGAUUUUAAACUCUCUGACCAAUGAGAGAAGCCGUGAGGAGGCGGAGCUCUGCGUCCGUGAAGGGAACCAGAACGGCGAGACGCCACUGCACCUGGCAGCUGAGCUCAGGAGGGACACAGUGCAUAAGACGGACGAGGACAUCUGCAUCAUUAAGAUCCUAAUGGAGCAUCAUGCUGACAUUACUGCCGUCACCCGACAGAGUGGAGAGACACCUCUUCAUUACAGUGCCAGGGUGGGAAAUACUGCCGUUCUUCAGGAGAUGCUCAGUAACGUCCCCACCAACCAGCUCCAGACUGCCAUCAACAAACACGCCAAGAAUGGCUGGUCGCCGCUGCUGUUGGCCGCAGAGCAGGGUCACACAGAGGUCGUGAGGGUCCUGCUGCAGAACAAUGCCAGAGUGGACGUGUUUGAUGAGGAGGGGAAGGCCGCCAUCCAUCUGGCUGCAGAACAAGGCCAUCAAGACAUCGUGGAUAUCCUGCUGUCCCAUAAGGCCUUUGUGAACACCAAGACUAAACUGGGCCUGACACCUCUGCACCUCAGCGCUCGGACCGGGUCGGCGCGGCUCGUCCGGUUACUGGUGGAGACCCAUCAGGCCAGUGUUGAUGCGCUCUCUCUGAGAAAGCAGACGCCUCUUCAUUUAGCAGCCAUCAGCGGGCAGCUGGACGUCUGCAGCAGCCUAUUAAACCUGAAAGCUGACAUCACUGCCGUAGAUAUCCACGGACAGACUCCUCUUCAUCUGGCGGCGGAGAACGAUCACUCUGAGGUGGUGAAGCUGUUUUUGAGACACAGGCCUGAAUUAGCCACACUAGCCAACAUGGAGGGCACGACCUGCACACACAUCGCUGCGGCUAAAGGCAGCGCGGCUGUCAUCAGAGAACUGCUCACAUUUAAUCAAGGAGGACCGCUCACACUCAACAACAAGGCUAACGGCUUGUGCCCGCUGCAUCUGGCUGCCGCUGGUGGACACACGGAGGUGGUGAAAGUGCUUCUGGAGGCCGGAGCUUCAGUGAAAGAGGAGGAUGUGGAGGGCAUGACAGCCAUUCAUUUGGCAGCCAAGAACGGACACACUCAUAUUCUGGAGGUGCUGAAAGGAAGCGUUUCACUGAAGAUCCAAAGCUCCAAGACAGGAUUAACUGCUCUGCAUGUGGCAGCCUGUUUCGGACAGGUGGACUUUAUGAGAGAAAUCCUGACUGAAGUUCCAGCCACAAUACGCAGCGAAUUCCCAAACAACAGCGGCAACAGCAGCGGCAAAGAUGACAUGAAGAGACAACAGCCGUUAGCUGAGUCAGGUUACACUCCCCUGCACCUGGCGGCUCAGUCCGGUCAUGAGAACGUGGUUCGGUUGCUGCUGAAUUCUCCUGGCGUUCAGGCUGAUGCAGAAACAAACAUUCAGGGCUCCAGUCCUCUCCACCUGGCGGCUCAGAGCGGACACACGGCUGUGGUUGGACUGCUGCUCAGCCGCUCUGCUUCUCUGCUGCACCUGACCGACAAAUGGGGACGCACCUGUCUGCAUCUGGCCGCCGCACACGGACACGUGGCCAUGGUGAGAGUCCUGCUGGGACAGGGAGCGGAAAUCAAUCACACCGACACGAGUGGCUGGACGGCACUGCAUUACGCCGCUCAGGCCGGCUGUCUGGAGGUUUUGUCUUUGCUGGUGGAGAGCGGAGCGUCAGCGUGUGCUGAGUGUUGUGCCGGACGGACUCCGCUGCAGUUGGCCGCUCAGGAGAACCACGAGGCUGCCGUCAUCUUCCUGCUUAGAAGAGAGAAGAACACUCUCCGUCUGCUGGACGACAAGAAGUUUGUGUUCAAUCUGAUGGUGUGCGGACGGAUGAAUGAUAAUCUGGCUCUGGAGGAGUUGGUCCUUCAUUCUCCCGCUCCUCUGGAUACGUCCGUCCGUCUCUCGCGAGCUCUGACUCUGGCCGCACUCAGAGAGAAGGAGCGUUCAGUGGACCUGCACGCAGCCGCUCGUCAUUGUGAGGUCAUGGCCUCUGAUCUCCUGACCUUAGCCUCCUCAGCCGGGGGUCACGGCGCAGGUCCGAUUCUCAGGGCCAUGGAUCAUCGGGGUGCCAGCGUGCUGGACUGCCUGAUCGAGUGCCAGCAGAAAGCUGUGGUGUCCCAUUCGGCGGUGCAGACGUACCUGACGGACGUGUGGUACGGAAGCCUGCAGUUGGACUCCUGGAAGAUCCUGCUGCUGUUCUUCUGUUUGCUUAUCUGCCUUCCGCUGUGGCUGCUCAGACACAGCUUCAGCACCAUCCCAAUUGUGAAGUUCAUGAGCCACCUGGUGUCACACCUCUUCUUGUUGGCCCUGUUCAUCCUGACUAUCGUGUACCCACCCAUCAAUCCUCUAUCCCAGGGCCGUCUGGUGCCCGGCUGGUCCGAGUGUCUGUUGCUGAUCUGGCUUUGUGGAAUGCUGGUUUCCGAGUUGACUCUCCCAGGUAAGCGCACUGGAUUAGCCUGGAUUCGUCUUCUCCUCCUGGGUUUUUCUGCCGCGGCUCUACUGUGCCACCUGCUGGCGGUCGUCAGCCAUCUCUGGCCACUGAAUCACCUGCACUGCCUGUUCGUGCGGAACGUCUUUCUGGCUGUCGCCAUGACGCUCGGCUUCAUCCAGCUGCUGGAGUUCCUGACUUUCCAUCACUUAUUCGGCCCGUGGGCCAUAAUCAUCCGAGACUUGAUAAAGGAUCUAUGUCGGUUCGCCGUGAUCCUCAUGUUGUUCCACACCGCCUUCACACUAAGUCUCACAGCACUAUGCCAGCCGCUGUAUCCACCGGAUUGUGUCAACAGCACCGUUAACGCCACGGAAGUGAGAGUGCCGGAUCCGUUAAACAUAUCCGUGCUGCUCUUCUUCGCCUUGUUUGGUUUAACCGAACCAGAUAAAAUUCCCGUCGUGGAAUGCUCGCCUCCCGCGACGGCCAUUUUGGCUAAAAUGGUAUUCGGCGUGUAUCUGGUCGUGACGUUCAUCGUGUUGGUCAACCUCCUCAUUGCCAUGAUGAGCGACACGUAUCAGCGCAUCCAGGCUCAAUCCGACACGGAGUGGAAGUUCGGCCGUGCAGUUCUUAUCCGCGAUAUGUGUCGCAAAUCUGGAAUUCCGUCCCCGUUCAACCUGUUCACCAACCUGUUCUACUCCAUCAAGGUUCUCUGCAAGUGUGCAGGGAAGAUCUGUUCUGUGGAGAGUCGUUAUGUGACGAACGAGGAUGAAGACGCUGAAGGUUUGUCUGACUCUCGUUCUCUAGAUCAUCUGGCUCAAACAUCUGUCAGCUGGGUCAGAAGGAACAAGAGGACGCAGAUCCUCCCCGAGGGUGGUCAGAUCACGAUGUCCAGGUCUGGAGGACAGGUGCACGUGGAGAACGUUGUUGAUUGGCCGUCGGUGGUCCAGCAGUUUUUAACCCAGCGUAGACAGAGGGACAGAUCACUGGAGGAUGAAUGACCGACAGCUCACCAUGAUGGAUGAGUUUGCACUGCCUAUAUGAGCACCAGUCCAACCACAUCACUUCCUGUUUAAUGCUGUCAGCUUCAGCAUAUCACAGCCUUUGCCUUUAUCUGAUGUUGACUCCUCACUAGUCACUUUAAUGUAAGAUGUCAUUUACUGCACACUACUGGUCAAAAGUUUGGGGUCGGUAAGAUUUUUUAAUGUUUUUGAAAGAAGUCUCUUCUGCUCACCAAGGCUGCAUUUAUUUGAUCAAAAAUACAGUAAAAAAUCUGAAAUAUUAUUACA